CGGGCGGACCCGGCGAGAGGCGGCGGCGGGAGCGGCGGUGAUGGACGGGUCCGGGGAGCAACCCAGAGGCGGGGGGCCCACCAGCUCUGAGCAGAUCAUGAAGACAGGGGCCCUUUUGCUUCAGGGUUUCAUCCAAGAUCGAGCAGGGCGAAUGGGGGGAGAGACACCAGAGCUGGCCCUCGAGCAGGCGCCCCAGGAUGCAUCCACCAAGAAGCUGAGCGAGUGUCUCAAGCGCAUCGGAGAUGAACUGGACAGUAACGUGGAGUUACAGAGGAUGAUUGCAGCCGUGGACACAGACUCCCCCCGCGAGGUCUUUUUCCGAGUGGCAGCUGACAUGUUUUCUGAUGGCAACUUCAACUGGGGUCGGGUCGUUGCCCUCUUCUACUUUGCCAGCAAACUGGUGCUCAAGGCCCUGUGUACCAAGGUGCCCGAGCUGAUCAGGACCAUCAUGGGCUGGACACUGGACUUCCUUCGAGAGCGACUGCUGGGCUGGAUCCAGGACCAGGGUGGUUGGGUGAGGCCCCCUAACCCCCUCCCCCACUCCUCGGGUCUUCGAAGCCCACUAGUGUUGCUCUCUCUGACUCUGGGUCAUCAAACGGGGUCUGUAAUGCCUUUCCUCACAGGUCUGAUCAACUCCUCUAAUUUGUCCGGUAUCCACUGACCUGUUGGUGAUCCCUGACCUCCCUGUGACCUCUGACCUCUCAGUGAUCUCUGACCUCAUUAGUACCUUCUGUCCUUCCUGGUGCCUCCACUUCCUGUGGAUUCCCUCUAGUUUUUUGAUGACCCUUUGACCCCAUUAUCCAUUCAUCUUAGGCUUUUGCCCCCACUCAUGCCUUAUGACCACCUCCCUCCCUGAUUCCUCAUGUGCUGGCCCAAGGGCUGCCCCUUGGCCCAGCUGCUGAAGUGACUGAUGUCCCUG
Molecule: messenger RNA, 919 nt
Organism: Enhydra lutris kenyoni (northern sea otter)
Lineage: Eukaryota; Metazoa; Chordata; Mammalia; Carnivora; Mustelidae
Product: BCL2 associated X, apoptosis regulator
Exons: 5
Coding region: 41-661 (206 amino acids)
Biological process (GO): mitochondrial fusion; positive regulation of apoptotic process; extrinsic apoptotic signaling pathway in absence of ligand
Cellular component (GO): mitochondrial outer membrane
Molecular function (GO): channel activity; protein heterodimerization activity; protein homodimerization activity
Source: RefSeq, a predicted model, not a curated record